Molecule: messenger RNA, 567 nt
Organism: Centruroides sculpturatus (bark scorpion)
Lineage: Eukaryota; Metazoa; Arthropoda; Arachnida; Scorpiones; Buthidae
Exons: 3
Coding region: 10-525 (171 amino acids)
Molecular function (GO): transcription cis-regulatory region binding
Source: RefSeq, a predicted model, not a curated record
CCCGUUAAAAUGAGCGUAAAAAUUAACAGUAAACUCAUCGAGGAUUUUCUUCUUCCUGCACUUUUUAAUAAACAAUACGGAAAAGAUGUCGAAUGGACUAACAGAAAUGAUGGAAAAUUUCGAAUUAAGUGGCCAAGAAUUACUCAAAGGACUAAAUUAACAGAUAAAUCUUUUAAGUUAUUUAUGGACUGGGAUAAAUUAAAAGGUCGCGAUUUACCUUCUACAACUCAAGAACUUGUAAGAUCUAGACAAAGGUUUAAAGCUGCUCUUAGAAAAUUGAAAAUUAAGUCCAUACCUAAUUCCAGCUACGUUGAAAAGUAUAGAGAAUUUCAGAUUAAAAAGGAUAUUCUGGAUCAGGAAAAUAUAGACUUGGCAAACAUAUGCCAUAGAGAAGAGGAAAGAAGUUUCCAAGAAUCUAGCAACAGGCCAGAAUCUUUUAAAGAAGGAUCCAUAGUAAAAUGUGACUCGAAUAUCAAUACUCCCUACUUGCCUUCCAGAUCUCCUGUCAAUACGCACACCUUUUAGUGACUUAAAGACAAUUAACGUGCCCAUUAACUUAUCCACAUA